AUGCCUGCUGGCAUGUUCAGCAUCGACAACAUCUUGGCGGCCAGACCCCGCUGCAAGGAGACGGGGCUGCUGCAGCAGCAGCAGCAGCAGCACCCCGCGCAGCAGUCUCAGCCCAGCGCGGCGCCCGUCGUCUUCUCGGCCAGCCUGCACGGAGGGGACUCCCUGUACGGCCCUGCUGGCAGCGACUACGGCGGAUAUUACUCGCGGGCCGUGGCUCCGGCGUCCAACCUGGCCGCCCUCGGUGGAUCUAGACUGGGAGGCUAUGGCAACUAUUACUACGGGCAGCUUCACGUCCAGGCAUCCUCCAUGGGCCCCUCUUGCUGCGGCGCCGUGCAGCCCUUCGGCGCUCAGCAGUGCUCCUGCGUUCCAGCCACAGGCUACGAAGGGACGGGCUCGGUCCUCAUGUCUCCGGUCCCGCAUCAAAUCCUGCCCUACAUGAACGUGGGCACCUUGUCCCGGACUGAGCUGCAGCUCCUGAACCAGCUCCACUGCCGGCGGAAAAGGAGGCACCGCACCAUCUUCACCGACGAACAACUGGAGGCGCUGGAAAACUUGUUCCAGGAAACCAAAUACCCCGAUGUGGGCACCAGGGAACAGCUGGCCAGAAGAGUACAUUUACGGGAGGAAAAAGUGGAGGUUUGGUUCAAGAACCGCAGGGCGAAAUGGCGGCGGCAAAAGAGGUCUUCUUCGGAGGAGUCAGAAAAUGCCCAGAAAUGGAAUAAAACUUCCAAGACGUCCCCAGACAAGCGACAAGAAGAAAGCAAAAGCGAUUUGGAUUCCGACAGCUGAUGUC
Molecule: messenger RNA, 793 nt
Organism: Candoia aspera
Lineage: Eukaryota; Metazoa; Chordata; Lepidosauria; Squamata; Candoiidae
Gene: GSC
Product: goosecoid homeobox
Exons: 3
Coding region: 1-789 (262 amino acids)
Biological process (GO): regulation of transcription by RNA polymerase II
Cellular component (GO): nucleus
Molecular function (GO): DNA-binding transcription factor activity, RNA polymerase II-specific; RNA polymerase II cis-regulatory region sequence-specific DNA binding
Source: RefSeq, a predicted model, not a curated record